GCCAGUAGAAUUCGUUACUACCGAGGAUGCGCUCUCCGGGAGCUGGUACUUUUUGGGCGAAGCGCCCUAAUAACGAGCGAAAAAAACAGACGUUUGCAGCCGCCACCUUUCAACCGACGUGGUUAACAUCCGGAACGAUGUAGGAGACUCCAACGGAAGCCUUCGUCUUUUGUUCCAUAUUUCUUCCAUUUAGGCAGGACUCCACCAGCAGACUGAAGGCCUUGGGUUGGAGGAACUAUCGAUGACGAGAUAGAGUCAACAGAAAAUGUCCACCGUGGUUAAAAUUGGUUUAUAAGUCACAUUUACUCAGAGUUGAGCGGAGAUUUGUCUUUCCUCCUCGCCGUGUGACCAUGCGAAGAAUUCGGCUCUUCGUAGAGGAAUGUUCCGCUCGCUGGAGUUAGCUUCAUGGCCAACAGUAACAACAUGCUAGUGGCCUCCGCCGUGGUGGUGUGGGAAUGGCUGAACGAACACGGGCGGUGGCGACCCUACAGCUCCGUCGUCUCCCAUCAAAUCGAGGCGGCCAUUCGGAGCGGAGACAUCCGCGCGGGGAGCGUCAUUCUCGGCCAGGUGGAGAGUCGACUCUCGCCCUACAUCAUCGACCUCCAGUCCAUGCACCAGUUCAGACAAGACACAGGCACUAUUCGUCCGGUGAGGAGGUGUUUUUAUGACCCGGCCUCAGCCCCAGGACAGGGCUGGCAGUGGGAGUGGGAAAACGAUGCCGGUUCAUGGACACCCUAUGAUACAGAGGUGGCCAUCGCCAUCGAGAACGCUCAUAGCCGCCAGCAACCCUGCCUUGACCUGACACCUCUUGGUUUUUGCUACCUCAUUGAUUUGCAGAAUAUGACACAGGUCAAUAGACAGAGCCAAAAGUGUCGAAGGAUUCAGCGACGGGUUGACAUGGUCUACCCGCUCGUGUCUGGACCUCUCCCAUUUCCAAAAGGGGGGAGUGUAGGUGGAGGAGGGCUAACGGGUGCCCUGCUCGGUGUCGGAGUAUCAGGGGCCAGCAUGGGAACUGUAAGCUCUGUUUACCCGAACGGGGGCAUUAUGACAACUGGACUGGGCCAGCCUUGUUCCUGCCAGCAAUGCAUGCUCGUAUUUAGUGUCAAAACAAACACGGGGGGGACAGGAGCAGGGAUACAAACUCUCGGUAGACGCUCAUUAACCAUGCAGCGGCCCAAGCACUUGGCAUCCACCUUCAAACCCCUGAAUCCAUCAAAAUCAGCCACUCUUGGCAGAGGACAGCACCAGAAGUCCAACACUUACCAAACGCUGCCACACGGCCUUGCCAUCUCUAGAAACACUGCGUCUCCAAGAAGGAAUUCCCAGCUGUUUGCCCAGUCCCUAGCUGCCCUCACAGCAGGGACUUCCACGCUGGGUAUCUCCUCAUCUUCAAAUAGGCCGCCUCCUCCGUCCCUCCCACCACCUCAGCCGCCAUCAUCCAACAUGACUGUUAACCCUUUGUCCAUUCCAACCAAGCAUUCCUCAUCUUCAGCUAAUGAUUCAGUGCCAACUGCCACAUUAAUUACUCCAGCCAGCGGUGUGACCACUCCCCCAUCCCCUGUGCCAUCUCCGUCGCCGUUGGUGAUGAAGCCGCAACGUGCACCAUCUGCAGCUAAAGUGUGCCAUGCCCCGCUACCACAGAGAUCAAGUUUAGCUGGGCUGAGUCGACCUGCAUUGCAAAGGAUCGCCAUGGCCCAGUCAAGAGCACUGAUAGCAUCAGGUGUUCCCACUGUGCCCGUGAAGAACCUCAAUGGAUCAAGUCCUGUUCACCCUGCGUUGGCCGGAAUCACCGGCAUCCUGAUGAGUGCUGCUGCUCUGCCUGUGUGUCUUACCAGGCCGCCUAAACUGGUACUGCACCCUCCACCUGUCAGCAAAAGUGAAAUUAAACCAGUGCCAGGCUUUGGCCACUGUUGCAGAAAGACCACCAAGAAGCAGGCUCGUAAGGGUAAAACUCCAGAGGAGGUGGUUAAAAAGUACCUGCAAAAAGUAAAGAAUCCACCAGACGAGGAUUGCACCAUAUGUAUGGAACCCUUAGGGGGUCCAUCUGGAUACAAAGGUCCAGGUGUGGGACCCGUUUCCAGGGCAGAGUCUGUUGGGCGUCUUGCACAGUGUGGACACCAAUACCAUUUCCAGUGUCUGGUGGCCAUGUAUAAUAAUGGAAACAAGGACGGCAGUCUUCAGUGUCCCACUUGUAAAACCAUAUAUGGUGUAAAGACUGGUAGCCAACCAGCAGGGAAAAUGGAGUACCACGUCAUCCCUCACUCACUACCAGGUCACCCGGACUGCAAAACUGUACGCAUCAUCUAUAACAUCCCGCCAGGCAUUCAGGGACCAGAGCAUCCGAAUACAGGGAAGCCCUUCACUGCCAGAGGCUUCCCAAGACACUGCUACCUCCCAGACAGUGAGAGGGGACGUAAGGUACUGAGAUUGCUUCUGGUAGCUUGGGACCGCAGGUUGAUCUUUUCAGUCGGGACUUCAAGCACCACAGGAGAGUCUGACACUGUCAUAUGGAACGAGGUCCACCACAAAACAGAGUUUGGCUCCAACCUGACAGGUCAUGGCUUCCCCGACCCUGGGCACCUAGACAAUGUUCUGGACGAGCUCCGUGCUCAGGGCAUCACAGAGGACGAUGGAUUGACAGAAAAGUGAACAGAAGAGGAAGACCAGCAGAUGUGAGGCUAGUAAUGAUGCAAAAGAGUAGAGGAUAAUGAAAAAGAAAGGGGAAGAGAAUUUAUAGAAAUUAUAGAAGCAAAAAGUGACCGAGACCACCUGCCCGAAUUUAAAGGGUGCUGGAGAACAUUUGUUUUUUUAAAUUAACCACUUUUUUAAACUUUUUAUUUAGUUAAUAGUGGUUUGCCUGUCAUUCCAAUCCUGUAUAGUUUUUUUGGGUGUAAUCUUUAGAAUUUGAAGUUUCAAUGAAGAAAUGAGUGUCAAUCAAAGGACGCCACUAAAAACAAAACAAAAAAUACAGCAUGAGGAAGGAGGGCACACUCUGUUUUGGCUGCUGCGCAACAAGGUACUAACUUUACACACAGGUAUGUGAGACUGAAACGGUACCAAUAAUAACAAUAAAUACAAGUUUACUUUACUGAGUGAAAGGAGAAGAUUGUAAAUGGCUUAUCCAAAAUUGGGCGAGAGAAAGGAUCAAGAGAGCGAUUUCUUCAGUAGGGGAGGGAACUGUAGAAAUAAUGUGGCAGUCAGAGAGAGAGAGAGAAGGUUUGUGAAUGUAGUGUAGGAUAGGAGCUGAGUAGAACUAACUUGUAUGCUACUUUUUCAGGUGCUAUCACCACAAACUCAUGAUGAACCUUGGUACUUUUUUUUGUAAUAUUUCUUCUUCUAUUGGUUUUCAUGUCGGGCUACAUCCAGCCUCUAAGCAAAUGAAAACUGUUUUAUUUCUUGUCACUGUAAUCCUCGUUCAACACUGUUAUGUAACUUUUAUUCACAUUUUUAUGGUCUAAUGUCACACAGUGGAGCCUGUAGGAGUAAAUAAGUCCAAGGAACAUGUAUUUGCAUACAUGUGAUUGUUUUGAAACAAGGUUUACAUGGUCUUAAGACAUCACAUGUACAAUUCUGGACAAAAUACUAAAACUGGGGCAGGGGACAAUAGGUAUUCAGGUUUUGCGCUUGUGGAAGGUAAACCGUAGUGAUGGGUGAAACGAUACAGAAGCCCUAGGGGUGAUACAGUGUCCCUUGAUACCUCGGUGUGUGUGUGUCACUUUAAAAAUCAUAUGGCCGAUGCAGCUGCUGUGUCAUUUGACUGCAAAAGCGCCAGACUGUUUCUCAGAAGGCGCUUUUACUGUUACCAAUCAAAAUGGAACUGAGAAAAGUUCAGAAAAGUGCCAUAAUUUUACUUUUACAAAGCCAAAUAAGGUCAAUGUUCUUCUUUUCCGGUUUACUAUUUGGCUCAUUGACCAGAGUUGCACAUUUCAUAUUCCUUUCUGCACAGCUAUUCAUUUAAAAAUAUACAUAUUAUAAUUGCUAACUAUUCAUUUUAUUUGCAUUUCAAAUGUAGUGACUUUUUUUUUAAUCCAGCAGAUGGCGCUAUCACAGUAUUAGGGCAUUGUCAAUACAACCAGUGUAUGCCAACGACAUUUACUAGUACUAAUAACCAGAUUGUAAGUAAAGCAUUAAAAUGCAAAAACAAGGAACAGAAGAUAGUAAAAAUAAAUGAAAAAAAUCUAUGGAAAAAAAGUCAAAAGUUUAGAUCUGGCUGUCAUGUCAAUUUCUUUUAAAUACUCUAAUGACCCCCCGAUGCAAAAGUGAAAAAUAUUGUUGAACCCCACAAGCUUGCUGCCGUUGUUGAAAGAUGUAAGAGUGGAAAAAAACAACUAAAUAUUACCUCAAAGUCGGAGGAUAAAGACACGGGCCGAUCUUUGACUCAAAUUAAGGCCCUUUAGCCUUUACGGGUGCUGACUUCCGGCCAAUAAUAAUGACAUCACACACUAAAAUAUGAAAACAAUAUUAAGACACUGUGAUGGUAAAUAUUUCUGACAUAAAAAAUGUGAGUGGACAUCAUACUGCAUUCUAUAAAUGAUUUAAAACUUGUGAGCGUGAAAGGUUUUAAACUGGAAAAAAAAAAAUACAAAACAUGUUUGUGUCUUUUAGGCUGAAUCCCAAUUCUCCCUUUAACUUUCCCUCCUUUGUUUCACUGCCAGCCCUCGUUUCUUGAAAUCAAGCCAAGGCUUAGCGGUGGAAAACACGCUCUAAGAAAUUAGACGCUGUUCAUUUCUCGAUACGUCGUCACCUCUAGCCGCUUGGUGGCUGUUAUUAUUAUUAUUAGACUGAUAAAAACGAAUGUCACGGUAUUCAGAAGCUACAAUAUGUUUGUUGCAGUCGUACCCCCUUUAUUGCUGUUGGUUGUUUCCUGACCCGCUGGUGCUAUGUCAAUUUACUCUAAUAAUUACAACAAUGGGUUAGCUUUAAAUGUGUUUUUUUUAAUUAUUCAUUUAGUCCACACAGAUUAUGGUGGUGGUAAGAUACAGUUGUAGCCACAACUUCCCUGUAAGACUGACAAAGUAAGCAAAAAGUAAGAAUUAUUAUUAACAUUUUUUAACAUUAUUUAAAACCUCUAGAAAUGAAAUAACACCCUUAUGAUCACCGUUAUGUUUACGUUGUUUACCCAGUACAGUAGCCAUAAUAGAAAAUAAGACACAUACUGUACUGUAAUACAUAUAAGACAUAAGAUACUGUACAGUCAUAUAGAUUCUCUCACACCCAGUUCUUAAGCACAACCACGAAAACGGUGAAAUGACUGCCAUCUGUUUGAUUAGGAUCUGCAGUGCAUACAGGCCAGUAUCUAAGAUUUUUAUUUUAAAGGCCUACUGAAAUGAAUUUUUUUUAUUUAAACGGGGAUAGCAGAUCCAUUCUAUGUGUCAUACUUGAUCAUUUCGCGAUAUUGCCAUAUUUUUGCUGAAAGGAUUUAGUAUAGAACAACGACGAUAAAGUUCGCAACUUUUGGUCGCUGAUAAAAAAAAGCCUUGCCUGUACCGGGAGUAGCGUGACGUCACAAGUUGAAAGUCUCCUCACAUUUCCCCAUUGUUUACACCAGCAGCGAGAGCGAUUGGGACCGAGAAAGCGACGAUUACCCCAUUAAUUUGAGCCAGGAUGAAAGAUUCGUGGAUGAGGAACGUGAGAGUGAAGUAUUAGAGUGCAGUGCAGGACACAUCUUUUUUCGCUCUGACCGUAACUUAGGUACAAGGGCUCAUUGUAUUCCACACUCUCUCCUUUUUCUAUUGUGGAUCAUGGAUUUGUAUUUUAAAACACCUCGGAUACUAUAUCCUCUUGAAAAUGAGAGUCGAGAACGCGAAAUGGACAUUCACAGUGACUUUUUUCUCCCCGACAAUACAUCGGUGAAGCACUUUAGCUACGGAGCUAACGUGAUAGCAUCGGGCUUACUCAGUGGCCUAGUGGUUAGAGUGUCCGUCCUGAGAUCGGUAGGUUGGGAGUUCAAAUCCCGGCCGAGUCAUACCAAAGACUAUAAAAAUGGGACCCAUUACCUCCCUGCUUGGCACUCAGCAUCAAGGGUUGGAAUUGGGGGUUAAAUCACCAAAAUGAUUCCCGGGCGCAGCCACCGCUGCUGCCCACUGCUCCCCUCACCUCCCAGGGGGUGAUCAAGGGUGAUGGGUCAAAUGCAGAGAAUAAUUUCGCCACACCUAGUGUGUGUGUGACAAUCAUUGGUACUUUAACUUUAACUUUAACUUUAACUGCAGAUAAAAACAAAAGAAAUAAACCCCUGACUGGAAGGAUAGACAGAAAAUCAACAAUACUAUUUAACCAUGGACCUGUAACUACACGGUUAAUGCUUUCCAGCCUGGCGAAGCUUAACAAUGCUGUUGCUAACGACGCCAUUGAAUCUAACUUAGCUAUGGACCUCGACAGAGCUAUGAUAAAAACAUUAGCUCUCCACCUACGCCAACCCUCAUCUGCUCAUCAACACCGAAGCUCACCUGCGUUCCAGCGAUCGACGGAGCGACGAAGGACUUCACCCGAUCAUCGAUGCGGUCGGCGGCUAGCUUCGGAUAGCGCGUCUGCUCUCCAAGUCAAAGUCCUCCUGGUUGUGUUGCUGUAGCCAGACGCUAAUACACCGAUCGCAUCUACAGCUUUCUUCUUUGCAGUCUCCAUUGUUCAUUAAACAAAUUGCAAAAGAUUCACCAACACAGAUGUCCAGAAUACUGUGGAAUUUUGCGAUGAAAACUGAGCUUUUUGUAUUGGAUACAAUGGCGUCCCAAUACUUCGGUUUCAACCAUCGACGUCACGCGCAUACGUCAUCAUACCGAGACGUUUUCAACCGGAAGUUUCGCAGGAAAUUUAAAAUUGCACUUUAUAAGUUAACCCGGCCGUAUUGGCAUGUGUUGCAAUGUUAAGAUUUCAUCAUUGAUAUAUAAACUAUCAGACUGCGUGGUCGGUAAUAGUGGGUUUCAGUAGGCCUUUAAGUUAAUUUAGGCUUAUUUAUCCUUGAACAUUUUUAAAUAUGCACAUUUUUGACUGAUACGCGGCAAUAGUUAAACGCAAAAUAGCGAGGAAUCGUGAUAGGAUUUUCUUAAUAAACAUACAGCACAGGCCAAAAGUUUGGACACACCUUCUCAUUCAAUGCCUUUUCUUUAAUUUCAUGACUAUUUACAUUGUAGAUUGUCAAUGAAGGCAUCAAAACUAUGAGUGAACACAUGUGGAGUUAUGUAACAAAAAAAUAUGAAAUAACUGAAAACAUGUUUUAUAUUCUAGUUUCUUCAAAAUAGCCACCCUUUGCUCUGAUUAUUGCUCUGCACACUCUUGGCAUUCUCUUGAUGAGCUUCAAGAGGUAGUCACCUGAAAUGGUUUUCACUUCACAGGUGUCACAGUUUUGAUGCCUUCAGUGACAAUCUAAAAAAUAAAGAAGAAAACGCAUUGAAAUGAGAAGGUGUGUCCAAACUAUUUUUAGUACAAAUCAUCCGUAAAAUUAAACUCAAAUUUGAUUUUAAAAAGUAUAAAAAAUUGUACCACAUAAAUAAAAAGGUUGUAUUAUUUGUCAUUAUUACAAGUGAGACUCUGCACGUGUCUGAGUGAGAAUCUCCUCACUCAUCUUUACACUGAUGUAUUCACUGACCUGAUCACCAUAUGUAUAACAACACUUUUCAGCUAAUCAUCCACAGUUAGGGUAAAGGAGCACAUAAAUUGCGUAAUUAAUCUGCAUAUAUACAGUACAGGCCAAAGUUUGGACACACCUUUGUAUUUCUUUAUUUUCAUGACUAUUUACAUUGUAGAUUGUCACUGAAGGCAUCAAAACUAUGAAAUGUGGAGUUAUGUACUUAACAAAAAAAAGGUGAAAUAACUGAAAACAUGUUUUAUAUUCUAGUUUCUUCAAAAUAGCCACCAUUUGCUCUGAUUACUUUUUCGCACACUCUUGGCAUUCUCUAGACGAGCUUCAAGAGGUAGUCACCUGAAAUGGUUUUCACUUCACAUGUGUGCUUGACGCUCAUCGAAAGAAUGCCAAGGGUGUGCAAAGCAGUAAUCAGAGCAAAGGGUGGCUAUUUUGAAGAAAUUAAAAUAUAAAACACAUUUUCAGUUAUUUCACCUUUUUUUGUUAAGUACAUAACUCCACACGUGUUCAUUCAUAGUUUUGAUGCCUUCAGUGACAAUCUAAAAUGUAAAUAUAGAGGAGAAGGUGUUUCCAAACUUUUGGCCUGUACUGUAUUUGGAAAAACCGUGAUGGAGUGAAAAGGCGCGAAGUGACGAGAGAUGACUAUUUGCGUUGGGUCGUCGAAACGAGCAAUUUUUUUUUAAAUAAAUAAAACAAAUUAAGGAAGUAGAUUAGCACUCUAAUCAUUUAUGACAUAUAAUCAACUCUGGCUAAGUCUGUUUGCUGCCAAUCAAACACUGUAGCUACAGCCAACAUUCUAAACGUGGAUAAUGUAAGUUCUGAAAGUAAAUUAGGUGUCUAAUCAUUCAUGAAAUAGUAAACUGGAGUGAAGUCUGGUGCUUGUCUGAUAGCAUUGUAAGUAGAGAUGUUCGAUAAUAUCGGACUGCUGACAUUAUCGGCCGAUAAAUGGUAUAAAAUGUAAUAUCGGAAAUUAUCGGUAUCGGUUUCAAAAAGUAACAUUUAUGACUGUAUAAAACGCCGCUGUGUACACGGACGCAGGGAGAAGUACAGAGCGCCAAUAAACCUUAAAGGCACUGCCUUUGCGUGCCGGCCCAGUCACAUAAUAUCUACGGCUUUUCACACACACAAGUGAAUGCCAAGCAUACUUGGUCAACAGCCAUACAGGUCACACUGAAGGUGGCCGUAUAAACAACUUUAACACUGUUACAAAUAUGCGCCACACUGUGAACCCACACCAAACAAGAAUGACAAACACAUUUCGGGAGAACAUCCACACCGUAACACAACAUAAACACAACAGAACAAAUACCCAGAACCCCUUGCAGCACUGACUCUUCCCACCUCAACCUCCUCAUGCUCUCUCACGGAGAGCAUGUCCCAAAUUCCAAGCUGCUGUUUUGAGGCAUGUUAAAAAAAAAAAAUGCACUUUGUGACUUCAAUAAUAAAUAUGGCAGUGCCAUGUAGGCAUUUUUGGAAAACCUUGUUACAUUGUUUAAUGCAUCCAGCGGGGCAUCACAACAAAAUUAGGCAUAAUAAUGUGUUCAUUCCACGACUGUAUAUAUCGGUAUCGGUUGAUAUCGGAAUCGGUAAUUAAGAUAUCGGCAAAAAAGCCAUUAUCGGACAUCUCUAAUUGUAAGCUUUAAAAACAACGUUCAAAACAUGGCAGUAUUUACUUGGAGGAGCAAAUAAUUGAAUACUUAAUAAGACACGUCCAUAUUCCAUUUUAUAAUGUUACAUUUACACACUUUUUGCCAUUUUGUCAGCCAUGUUGUGAUGGGAACUUAAAACAACACUUGGUUGCAAGUGUGUUUGGGACCACUCUUUGUUUGGAGGAUUAUACACCCCUUGACAUUUAGCCCUUCCCCUAGGGAAUUGGGACACCCCUUGCUCGACGAAAAGGGGAAGAAGUGGGAUUCAGCCUAAGAAAAUUCGAAAUUGGGAAUUUCUCCACUCUUUUUGUGUCAUCUGAUGAUAAUAAUAUGAUCAUUAUGAUCAAUUAUGAUCAUUUUGUCCUCAAUCUCAUGGCGAUAUUGGAGACUGAGCUUUUUGUUUGAAACGCUCCUUGUCGUCUUCAUCUAUUUCUCUAGCAAGUGAAUGGAUCUUUAUCUUAAGUUAAAGUUAAGUUAAACUUUAUCUUUGUUUUUAGCUGAUGUGUGUAUGAUGAGUGUGGCCAGAGAAAUGUGUAUACUCUCCACACACUCCAAGUAAAGAGUAUUAGGUACUGUACUUCUAGAUUUUCUGCACUAACAACAUAAUUGGGAAAUGUGUAUAAUAGUGGAACAACACUCUAAUGUCAACCAACCACUCAAGUCAUAGUCUUGUUAUUGUUACUAAAAAAGUGCCCGCUUAAGCCGAUGUCUUGCAAAAGUAUUCACCCCUUUAGAGGUUUCGGCCUUUUAUUGCUUAAUAUUUGUGCGAGGCGCUGUACAAAUUUGGGAACCAAAAUGUGUACGUGUAAAAGCUUUAUUGUCAUUGCAGAUGUAAAAAAAAUUACAACAAAUUCGCCACAGCGCCUUUUGAGAUAAGAGUAUAAAAUACAUGAAAAUAGAAGAAUCAAAGUAAAGUUAGAAAAGCACAGAGAGAGUGCAGACCUCUGCCAAGCCCUACCUUCCAAUUGUUAAAAAAAAAAAAAAAAAAAAAAAAAAAAGGUUGGGGGUUUCGGAUCAGCCCCAAAAUGUAAUCACUUAUUCCUUA
Nerophis lumbriciformis (worm pipefish) is the source of this 10270-nucleotide messenger RNA. Its product is annotated as E3 ubiquitin-protein ligase DTX4-like. The record is from RefSeq and is a predicted model, not a curated record. Gene Ontology annotation, molecular function: zinc ion binding. Gene Ontology annotation, biological process: protein ubiquitination; Notch signaling pathway. NCBI's taxonomy places the organism in Eukaryota, Metazoa, Chordata, Actinopteri, Syngnathiformes, Syngnathidae.